CUUAUCGCUCUUCUAGCUUCAAAAAUUCAGCAUGGCCGACAAAGUCAAACCCAAGAAGGAGGAGAAAGAAAAGAAGCCGGACCUCGGGUUAUUGGAGGAGGAUGACGAAUUUGAAGAAUUUCCAGCAGAAGACUGGAACAGCGCAGAUGAAGAUGAAAAGGACAUUAAUGUUUGGGAGGAUAACUGGGAUGAUGACAAUGUAGAUGAUGAUUUGUCAGUUCAACUAAGGAAUGAACUUGAAAAGUUUUGUAAAAAUUCAGACGGCCAUGAACCAAUGAAGAAGUAGCCGAGACCAUUCAUCUGUUUAUCUCCACCAGCCUCAUUUCAUUGACAUUGUGCCAGUUUUGAACAGAAUACAUUGGAGGAUUCAGCAGGACAGUUCUAAUGUCCUGUGUAGUUUCCUAAAUGCAGAGACUGUUAAGAAAGAUGCAUGUGUGAAUUACUGCAUCAUACAAGGUGUAACAAAAUUCAAGAUAUUUCUGCUGUCAUAAUUUAUAAAAGCCAUUUGGUGCUCUUGUAAUACAUGGAUCUGUUCAUCUGACUUCAGCUAAGACAAGUUUUGAUGACAAUUGUAAAGGGUUCAUCUUGAAAAAACUAUUUAAAAACUUGUUUAUUUGAUAUUAAAUAUUGUUUAUUCCAUUA
Messenger RNA from Mizuhopecten yessoensis (Yesso scallop), 642 nucleotides. Its product is annotated as 26S proteasome complex subunit SEM1-like. Lineage: Eukaryota; Metazoa; Mollusca; Bivalvia; Pectinida; Pectinidae. Gene Ontology annotation, biological process: mRNA export from nucleus; double-strand break repair via homologous recombination; proteasome assembly. The record is from RefSeq and is a predicted model, not a curated record. Gene Ontology annotation, cellular component: proteasome complex; proteasome regulatory particle, lid subcomplex. The coding region runs from base 32 to 286 and encodes 84 amino acids. The transcript has 3 exons.